AUGGAAGAUCCAAAUGGUAAUUUAGAAGAAGAUGCUGAAUAUUAUGAUCCAAAUGAUGAAGCAGGUGAAUAUGCAAUUGAAGGUGGUCAAUUAGAUCAAGAUGAUGAAAUGAUGGAUGAACAAGAUCAUGAAGAGCAUGAAGACGAACCACAAGAAGAGGAAGAAGAUUUAGUUGAUGAAUCAGUUCAAGGUUUCUUUGAACAUACAGAUUCAGUAUAUUGUGUUUCAAUUAAUAAAACUUUUCCAGAUAUUAUUGCAACAGGUGGUGGUGAUGAUGUAGCUUACCUUUGGGAUUUAAAUAGUGGUGAAAAAGUUCAUCAACUUAAAGGUCAUUCAGAUUCAAUUAGUUCAAUUGAAUUCAAUUAUGAUGGUAAAUUAGUUGCAACUGGUGGUAUGGAUGGUAUUGUUAAAGUUUGGGAUGUUCAAACUGGUAAUUUACUUAUAAAUUUAGAAGGUCCAACUGAAUCAGUUGAGUGGAUUCAAUGGCAUUCAAAAGGUAAUAUUUUAUUAGCAGGUUCAUCAGAUUGUUUAGGAUUUAUGUGGUCAACAUUAAAAGGUGAUAUUUUGGGUACAUUUGCAGGACAUAGUGGUCCAGUUACAUGUGGUAUGUUUACACCAGAUGGUAAGAAAGUUAUUACAGGUUCAGAAGAUUGUUCAAUUAAAGUUUGGAAUCCAAAAGAUUCUUCAAAUAUAAUGUCAUUUAGUGGUCAUGGAUUCCAUGAAAAAAUUAUCACUUGUUUAGAUAUUAAAAAUGAUAAUACAUUAGUUUUAUCUGGUGGUGAUGAUCAUUAUGCUGUACUUUCAAAUAUAAAUACUGGUAAAGUUAUUGGUAAACUUCAUGGUCAUACUGAUUCAAUCGUUGCUGUUUCAAUGAGUAAUCAUAAUCAAAGUUUUUGUCAUACAGGUUCAUUAGAUGGUUCAAUUAGAGUUUGGGAUAUGAAUACUUUACAACAAAGAUCAACAUUUAAACAUAAAUCAUCAAUAACUAAAUUAAAAUCACAUCCACAUGAACCAUUAUUAUUUAGUAGUAGUGUUGAUAAGAGUAUUGGUGUUUGGGAUGAAAGAAAUGGUCAAUUAAUUAAACAAUUCACUGGUCAUCAAGAUGCUAUUUUAGAUUUUGAUAUCACUUUAGAUGGUAAAGUUGUAACUGCUUCUGAUGAUAAAGUUUCUUUAGUUUUCUCUUUAAAUCCUCCACAAAAUUAA
Messenger RNA from Dictyostelium discoideum AX4, 1203 nucleotides. Its product is annotated as WD40 repeat-containing protein. Gene Ontology annotation, cellular component: cytoplasm. Bases 1 to 1203 code for a protein of 400 amino acids. The record is from RefSeq and is a predicted model, not a curated record. The transcript has 3 exons. NCBI's taxonomy places the organism in Eukaryota, Evosea, Eumycetozoa, Dictyosteliales, Dictyosteliaceae.